GAAAGAAAAAAACAACAACAACAAAACAUUACUUGAAUGCGAGAAGUGUCGCCGUCUACAGCAUUGCUAAAUUUACCACCAGCUCCAUUUCACUUCCCAGUCGAGAGGCCAACACCUGGCUACAGUGUGUUCUACGAUGUUGUUUGUGAUUUGUUUUACAAACGUCUGAGUUGCAGUAUUUUGUUUGUUAAUCAACAAUAACAUAUAAUAAUCUCGAUUUUUGUCAACUACAACAGUUUAUUUUUUUCAAACGUAUUAUCCUCGUACCUGUUGACAGCAACCAGCACAGUGGUUUCACAACAAGGAUGUAAAUACCAGCAAAGUGGUUUGAUAACAAGGAUGUGUUUACAGUGUACGACCGCGUUUCAAGACAGACGUUUGAACUGGAGACCUCAAUUUCUUAUGUGUGCACCUGGUUUGAGUUUCUAAUAAAACCAUGAUAAAGAAAGCGGUGUAUCAGUGAACCUCAAAGAUUUAAAAUUUCAGAAAUAAAACGAUGGAUCAGAAGCUGUUUGUGUUGUGCAGUGUUUUUUUCAUCGCUGGAGUAGUACAUUCAGACCCGGUCAUCAACGAGUGCCCGUAUAAAGGAAAAUAUGUAUACGAGGACAGUACUGACACCUUCAGUUGCAGCAAUUACGGAACAAAAAUGUCGUGGCUUUUAUAUAAUGGCACAAAUAGAAUGACAAUCGGUAUCUGUGAUCAGCAAAGUUGCAUAUCUGCAGAUAAAAACCGUUUCAACUUAGAAGCAACAAAAAUUCAAAAUUGGAAUUACAAAAGUCAACUAGAAAUAAAGAAUGUUACAAGGGAGCAUGCUCGUUUUCUCAUUUGCUUCGACAGUUCAGCAGAACAAGACUACUGUGAGCUUCAUGUUAUAGCGCCUGCACGUGUCCCUUCUAAUAACUGCAGUGUGAGCAUCUCUAACUGGCAAGUGAACGGGACGUGCUUAGUGUUUAGAAUGUACACGUCAGACAACAACUACUGGUGUGCUUGGUACGAGAACAACAACAACAACAAGAGCUUCGGGUAUAUGGGAUUUGGUAGCACACUCAAGAACUAUACUUAUAACUCAAGGAAUUAUACAAGAGGAAAAUGUUCAUUUACAAAAGAAAUGUCUCUUGUGGAAGGCCAUUACACAUACAGUCUGAGGGUAUUCCCAGGUUCUGGUGUUUACUACAACAACACAAUCACUAUAGCUUAUCCUGACGAACCCACUCACGACUGCCCACAACACGUUUUUGAGGGAUCGGAUUUUCAUUGCACUUGCAAAUCAAAUACAACUGGUAGUCCACCUGCAAAAGUUGCUUGGGAUGAAUUAGUCACUGAAGUGCUACAAGUGAACAAUGCAAGUCGACAUUUAAACGGAGAACUACACACAUGUCGACUAGUGUGGGGGCCACAGGGCUACAUCAACAGAAAAACUUCCUUCAUCAUUGGUGUAGCGUACGGACCUUCUGCGGUUCUUCUGAACAGCACCCAAAAAGACGCAGAAAAUGGAUCUUACAUAAUAAGUGUUACCUGCACAGCAGUCGAUGUUUACCCGUCUGCUGUGUUCACUUGGAACAUCACGUGUCUUAGGCAGACAACACACACCAACAUUCAGCACUGCAUUGUGAAGUUAACUGAACAUGAAGAACUGUCAGUAACGUGCACAGCCAGCAAUGCCUACUACAAACAUGUGUUUCUUUCACAAACCAUCCUCCUACCUAUUUCAGCAGACGAGGCUUCAGCCACCGCUGCGGGGACCGGAAGUCUAAAUGGUGGACUAAUAGGUGGAGUCACUGCAGCUGCUGUGGUUGUGUUGGUCAUCAUAGCAGUUGUUGUUGUAUACAUCAUAAAACGCCGAAAAGGGAUGGCAAAACAGGAAGGAUGUACAUCAGGAUCUUCAUCUGACUUUGGGAACUUUUUGAAACAUAACAACCCGCUGUCGAAGCUCUACGCAGUCGUAAAGAAGCCGAAGCCACAAACUCCCAUUGAACGCCACUCAGCUCCCUCAGGUGACCUGUACACCAUCCCUACUUCAGGGACAAUCCAGCAGGGCGAGAAUGGGUAUAAUUCAGUGUACGAGACUGCUGACAGCACAGCAUUUUAUGAAGAGAAUAAUUUCGACCACCAAGCGGAAGAAGUCGCAAAAGAAACUAGUGAAUGGACGGCAAAGGCCCAGUCAACAGUAACACCAGCAGUUGCUGUAAAGAAAUUCCAAGAUUUAUCAGGUGGCUACAUGAAUGUCACUGAAGUUUUAACAGACUCUGGUUUGGGCGUGUACCAUGUAGUUCCCUGGGCUUCAAAUUCUGGAACCAUGAAUCCUGAAAGUUCUACACAAGCCAUCUCUGAAGACGAAUACAAUGCUCUACAUUUCGAGAAAGAUCGAACUGGACAAGAAGACCUGGAUGUGGACUACAAUCACCUUCAGACCACAGAAGACAAUUACUUCACUUUAGAGCCGACCUACUGAACAUCUUUACGUUUAACGAUUAAUUCAUCAGGUUAGAAGUUUCUGGCAGAUGAAAUCCACAAUAGGUUGAAUGGUGUUACUGAUCUGUGAAAGUAUAAAGAAGAAAGCAAAGAAAUGAAGGUUUCUUAUCGUUUCUUCACGUUUCUGGAAAGAGUCUCUUUUAGAUAUGUGGACCUGUUGUAAAGCUAAAUAGGAAAUGUUAAUACUAGUUAUUGUUGUAUGUAUAAAAGAUAUUUUUAAGAUCUGUGUGGAUGUGUGAUGUACAGAUUUAUUAAAAAUGGAUAAGCAAAUGCACUGACAAAUUAAGGAGACAAGCAAUACAUGUAAAGAUUGAUUUAUAAAGUAUCCAUACCGGUAUCACUGCACAUAUGCUAUGCUAUGUGUAUGGGAAUGAACAUGAACGUGUGAAUAAAAAAUGAAUGGGCAAAAAACACAAAAGAAAGAGAGAGAGCUAACAGUAUAUUUUACCUUUCAGGUACAUAUGUAUCAGUUGAAUCUUAUGCAAGUGUAUGUCUUUUUGUGUUUUUUCUGUUUUUUAAAUGCUCAAUAUUUUGUUGAUAACUUAGCAUAUCUAUCCAGUCUACCGAGUAAGAAAUGUUUUCUAGUUCUUUUUUUUACAAUUUGUUCUAUAUUGUUAAAAUCAUAAUUAUAAAGUCUUCUUGGCAUAUUCUUUAUCAGGAUGUUUGUAAAGCAUUAUAUUACGUAUUAAUAAUACUCAAAUAAAUAGUCUACUAUUUCUAACAUCAUUUGUUGUUGUUUUUAAAACAUGCGAGGUAUUCUUCAAAUAUCAGUAACUUCUUAAAAAUAUGAUUCAAUAUGACCUAAAUUGUUGGGUAAAGCG
This is a messenger RNA of Pomacea canaliculata, 3293 nucleotides long. RefSeq lists its product as uncharacterized. The record is from RefSeq and is a predicted model, not a curated record. The transcript is spliced from 10 exons. Lineage: Eukaryota; Metazoa; Mollusca; Gastropoda; Architaenioglossa; Ampullariidae. The coding region runs from base 497 to 2452 and encodes 651 amino acids.